Antechinus flavipes (yellow-footed antechinus) is the source of this 6855-nucleotide messenger RNA. RefSeq names its product phosphatidylinositol transfer protein cytoplasmic 1 (gene PITPNC1). Bases 1093 to 2088 code for a protein of 331 amino acids. Lineage: Eukaryota; Metazoa; Chordata; Mammalia; Dasyuromorphia; Dasyuridae. The record is from RefSeq and is a predicted model, not a curated record. The transcript has 9 exons. Gene Ontology annotation, biological process: phospholipid transport. Gene Ontology annotation, cellular component: cytoplasm. Gene Ontology annotation, molecular function: phosphatidylinositol transfer activity; phosphatidylinositol binding.
GUACCGUAACCCCUUUGGCCGGAUGGGGCUAUCCUCCCCGCUGCUGCUGAUGUCAGACACGCUCGCUCUCCCACUUAGCUCGGGCAGGAGCUUACUGCAGGCUGCAGAGGGGACUCUCCAACCCAAGUCCAGGUGGAUACAAACUCCCAGGAACGCACCGAGCCCCGGAAAGAGAGAAGGGGGGAGGGGGAGGCGUGGAAAAAAAAGGCAGUUCCUUCCCGCCCUCCCCUUCUCCAGAAACAGAGGUUGGGGGAACCUAGAAGCAAAGCAAUGCUGAGCGAGGAUUGUUCCUUCUUUCUACCCCAGCUUUAGCUAAACCGGGAGUUGCCUGGGGCGGGGAGGGGAAGGGGGGAGGACGGGACUGAAUAUCUUGUUUACCGCCCGAAGAGGAAAAUAUAUCGCGCCUUUGUCUGGUGAAGUCAGCAUCUCUCUUCUCUCUUCAGCUGCAAUGGGCUCCUGGUGACAUUAACAUUUGGGAAGACUGGAAAAAGGGUGGGGGGCGGGAGGCGGUGGAUUGGUGGAUUUCGUUUUUGGAGGGGAAGGGGGGGAGCUUUGUGCAUUAAUUUAAAUUCGAAAAUUUUGUAUUUCCUUCCCCCUCCUUCCCCGGUGUUUGGCAGGUCUCGAUCUCAAUCACCCCCUUUUACAGCCCGGGCAGCUAAUCCUGUGCUAUUUCGAGCGGGUCUCCCUCCCUUUGUGAUUUUGGCCACAUCGCGGUGUGAGGAGGGUGAGGGGGAGAAUCUCUUAGAGGGGGAAAAAGGGAGGGGGAAACCCACGAACCCAAACCUUGACUUGCUCUCAGCGUGAGGAGGAAGGAAGCAGAAGCAGCAGCAAUAGCGGCAAGCAGCAGUAGCAGCUCCGAACGGUCUGGAGGUGUUGUUUUCGGCUCUGGGCAGCGCUUGGGUGUCUUAUGCUGGCACUCGGUCUCGCCCGUGUUUAAGAAAGCUGGUUUUGCCUGGGGGGCUGCCCCCCCCAGUGCCCACUUCGGGGGGCCUGCCUAGCCUAGGAGAGGGUGCAGAUAGAACUCGAACUCGCUCGCCCGGCCGUCCCUUCUGAGGCUCGCUGCUCUGCACCAACCCCCGGGACAGCAGGAAUAUGCUCUUGAAGGAGUACCGGAUAUGCAUGCCUCUGACCGUGGACGAGUACAAGAUAGGACAACUGUACAUGAUCAGCAAACAUAGCCAUGAGCAGAGUGACCGCGGAGAAGGAGUGGAGGUUGUCCAGAAUGAACCUUUUGAAGAUCCUAACCAUGGCAAUGGGCAGUUCACAGAAAAGCGGGUGUAUCUCAACAGCAAAUUGCCUAGCUGGGCUAGAGCUGUUGUUCCCAAGAUAUUUUAUGUAACAGAGAAGGCUUGGAACUAUUACCCUUACACAAUUACAGAAUACACAUGCUCAUUUUUGCCAAAAUUCUCCAUCCAUAUAGAGACCAAGUAUGAGGACAACAAAGGAAGCAACAAUAGCAUUUUUGACAAUGAAGCCAAAGAUGUAGAACGAGAAGUUUGUUUUAUUGAUAUUGCCUGUGAUGAAAUCCCUGAGCGCUACUAUAAGGAAUCUGAGGAUCCUAAACAUUUUAAAUCAGAGAAAACAGGGAGAGGACAUUUAAGGGAAGGCUGGAGAGAUAGUCACCAACCAAUCAUGUGUUCCUACAAAUUGGUGACUGUGAAAUUCGAAGUCUGGGGACUUCAGACCAGAGUAGAGCAAUUUGUACACAAGGUGGUCCGAGAUAUUCUGCUGAUUGGGCAUAGACAGGCUUUUGCAUGGGUUGACGAGUGGUAUGACAUGACAAUGGAUGAAGUCCGAGAGUUUGAAAGAGCAACUCAGGAAGCUACCAACAAGAAAAUUGGAGUUUUCCCACCUUCAAUUUCUAUCUCCAGCAUUUCCCUGCUGCCUUCUGCAAUCCGCACUGCUCCUUCUAGUGCUCCAUCUACACCUCUCUCCACAGACCCUCCCGAAUUCUUGGCAGUUCCCAAAGAUCGACCUCGAAAAAAAUCUGCCCCAGAAACUCUCACCCUUCCAGACCCUGAGAAAAAAUCUACACUAGAUUUACCUGGUGUACAUUCUUCAGACAAGCCAUGUCAGCCCCAAGAGUAAUAAUGAAUAAAAUUUCAUGGUUUUUUGGGUUUUUAUUUUCUUUCUUGGUGGGGUUUUGUUGGUUUUAUUUUGGGAUUUUAUGUUUGUUUUUUAGGGUUCUUCUGAUAGAGAAAAACUACUUUGUUACUCAGACUUGUUUCUUCAGAUCUCUCAAAAAGCAUGCAUGUGAUUAUGUAAUUCCAUAUAUAAUCUGAAUUCUAAAGUACACCAUACAGCAUUCAUAGUACAUGUCAGGAAAUAGUCUGAAGAUAAAUUGCAAAGGAUAAAAGGAAGCUUCUGUUUUAAUAAUUAUAAGCCAGGAAAUAGACUCUGAUGUUAAUAUGUGAUUAAAUUGGUAAGGAUUCCAAGGAUAAAUAAAUGAAUAUUCAGUGAAAAGGACAAAAGUCCAUCUUCUUCCCAUUAAACCUGAAUUUCUAAAAAAUAUAUAUUGAAUAGUCUCAGGCUUGACAUACUUAAUUGUUAAACUUUGAACUGAUUAUCACCAAUACUUGAACACCCAUAGUGAUUGUUCAGAUUCAUAUUUUGUUUAAUCUGACUCAGGAUUUGGGGCCUACUUAAUUCUUUAAACUUAAAAAAAAAAAAAAAAAAAAAAAAAAAAAAAAAAGGAUUAACAUACCAAGGCUCCAAGUGCAAUUAUUGAUAAUUGACUUUAUGGCCAUUAAUUCUAUUUAUACCUUACACAGAAUUUGUAAUGAAAAAUAUUCCACUUGUUUCUACCUUUUAAUAACUUUCCCUUCUGCUCUCUUAUGGCCUCCACCUCUAACUAUUGCUUGAAUGAGAGAACCCUUAACAGACUGCAUGAUUUAGGAAUUAGAAGGCUUCAGUGAAACAAACCUAUGUAUCUCUAAAAUUUCUAUCUGCUAACUUUUGGACUCUAGUUACCCCCUGACAAUGUCAGAAUUUCAUAUUAGUAGAAUGGAAUUGAUAUGGAUUGUGUCAAUAGGGUUUUAUCAGAAAUUUAGAGGGUAAUAUAUCAAUAAAGUCCCAUAAGAGAAUCCUAAAAAACACCUUUUGGAGGGUUAUUUUCUGCCUCCCAUUUUGUUCUAUUGUGGGUUCUUGAUAAUAGCUAAUCUUCCCUGAGACCUCUUCUCCAUUCCUGAACCUUAUAAAACUAUCAUUCUCAGUAUUUUUCCUUGAGGUCAUAAAUGACAUGUCACUGGAGCCAAGUGGAACAGCAAGAGAAAAGUAGGGGAGAAUGUUUUCUGUUAUUACUGACAGGAUAGAAGGCAUGGAUGGAAUCACUGACCCCCUACUUGCAAAUUAAAGAGUAGAAACAAAUAAGGUUAUAUCUGUAAAGUACUUAGCACAGUGCCUAAUACAUAGUAGGUGCUUAAUAAAUGCUCUAUAUCUCCCCCUCUUUCCCUAGAAAUAAAAAUAGAUGAGAUUUUGCCAAAUUUUCCUUGAUUAAAGUCAGGUGGGGCUAGAAUUGAACUAGAAGUAUAAGCACUAAGGGAAGAUAGCAAGAGAAUUCGAAUGAAUCACUGGACCCAAUCUAUUUGAUUUCACACCUCACUGCCUUGAAACUCAGGAGAAAAAAAAAAGAGAAUCUCAGAAUUUAUACUUAACCUCUAAAUGAGGGUGAUCCAAAAGAUCCCCAGGCAACACCCCAAUUAUGAUCUUUUUAGCUCAGGAAAGGGGCCUUCCCCCAGACCAGGACUUCCCAGACAAAAAGACUAAGGGAAGGUAUUGUAAUUAACCUUAUCUAAAGUCCAGGCCUUUUCCCUUCUGUCACUUAUCCACAAUAUUCAACUAGUCUCUUGCUGAUAGUUACAUCCUUAUAAUAUACAGUUGUUACUUCCAGAUGCAAAUUAAUGUUAGAUUCAUUUCUUUAACUAUUGAUUGAAAGAAAGUAGAGCAAAAUGCACUAACCUUCCAGUUAGUUUAAAGAAUUAAACAGUUGUGAAUAGUUUUAGUUGCUGAAUCAUCUUUUCCCUGAGAGUGAUGAUGUUUAUAAUAAAGCAUCUUCCUAGCAUGGUACAGCCGCAUGAUAUUUGCUUGUGGAAAGUUUUCUUUCAAACCCCUAGAAAUUCUGAAUAUCUCCAUAGGAGGGGUGUGCUAGAGCCAGCUCAUACCUGCUCUAGCAAGUAUUGUUAAAUUGUUAAAUUUACAGAAAAUUUAAAGUAAAGAUUCAUUCACACCUCAGAAACCGUCAAGUACUACAAAUCAGGGCCUAGUUGAUCAUUUUGUUGUUUAGACUUUAAAAAAUUAAUAAUGCUGAUUAAAAUUAAAAGCAUAAAAAAGUUUGUUCCCAUACAUUCUUUUUUCCCCUGAGAGCUGAUGGUUAAAACAUUUACCAGCACACCCCUUGCAGAAGAUAAAAUAAAUGUCUGAAUCUGAUGAGUGUAAUUUUAGAAACGGGAACAUAAAAUCCAUUGGCAACAGAUAAUGAAAUGUUGAGUGUACUUGUUUACAAGCCAAAACCAGAGAGAGAUUGAAGGAGGGCAGAAAUAAAUUAUUCAAUAUGGGUUAGCAUGAAUUUAUUUCUUUUAUCUUGGUCAUACAUAUCUACUAUAUGUUUUUUUUUUUUUAUCAUAACCAUUGUCAAAUUUUACAAAACAGCCUUUGUUCUUGAGGUCAACAAUUCUGUGUGCUUUAGGAACCUAUGUUAAGGUUUUGUUUUGUUUUUUUUUCACAUGAUUUUUAUUUCUUCCAUAGCCAGAAAUCAAAUGUAAUGCUACCCUUAGGUAGUUUAAUACUUAACUGAUACAUUAAAUGUCUUCAAGUCUUCACACUUUUUUUUUCCCCUGUCUAGGAAUGGCACCUAUAUAUUAAAAAAGGGGAGAGGAAAUGCAAAUAUUCCUUUGGCUGCUUUGAAUAUAUAACCUAAAUCAUUACCAUGAGACAUAAAACAACUUCAAUAUUUUAUAUACCUAUGUCUUAAAAUGUGUCAUUUCACCAACUCCAUAAAUGAAUUUGCAAUAGGAUUUUGCUAUAUGCUAUAGGAUUGUGUGAUAUUAUAUAUAUAUAUACAUAUAUGUAAACAGUUGCAUUUCUCAUAAAAAUGAAAAUUAAAUGGCUGUAUGUUGGAAAUUUAGAAAGAAAAAGCAAGCAGUAGCUUGAAUUCACUAAGCAUGUUUGGGGAAAAAAAUAGGAUUCUUUACUCAGUGCCUCUGUAUACAAAAUAGUAAUCUUCAGCUUUUUCACCAAAAUUGUAUGAUACAUGUAUAUAGAGAGAGUAUACCAAAUCCCACACUACCGGUUUUAAGUCACUAAUAGCUGAACUAAAGUAAAAGAUCCAUGAUUAAAGCACAUUCAUUUACCCUUUCUUCUUCCCUGAUGCUGGUGAAGAUCAUGAAAAUGUCAUUUAACCUCCCUUUUUGGGUCAUCAUAGUAACACUUCCAAAUUUCCUAUCCAUUGUAAGUAUAAGCAUCUUACUGCUUACUUUGCUUUCCUAGGAAGACAUCUGUGUAUUUUUACAGCUAUCUCAUCAGCAGCCCCAAAUCCCAAUGCAUUUUUCUUUCAUUCAGAAAAUAGGGACAUCUCUUUUUUACUGAUCUCUUGAGAAAUGGAAUAAUGGUGACAGAAAUGUGGCCUGUGAAAGAAAACUGUUGGCUAUCACCACUUUCUUUAUGACCAAUACAGUGAUUCAAUUUCAUGUGCUUUUGAUGGUGUAUUAAUAUGGAAAAUCUUCUUUUGUGGUAUUAAGUCAAUUUGUGGGGGAACUAGUGAUUCACACAUUUAAUUAAAGUAUUCAUUAGCAACAUUUCAUGUGAAAUAUCACUCUAGCCAACAUGAUUGUUGAAGUUGGGGACUAAGAUUCAAAAUCCUAAUUCUCUGAUUUCCUUUUAAGAGAUUGCAAUUGAUUAAUAACACAAUUUAUUCAGAAACUCCCAGGAAUUUUUUUCCUGUUUAGUUAAAAGCUAAUUAUUUCAAUAUUUUAAUGAAGUUCAAAUUAAAUGAAGGAACUUCCUGUUUUUUUCAUACCCUAAUAUCAAUCAUGGUUCAGGUCACUAGCAUAUUGGUUUAGAAAACAACCAGAUAAUUUGAAUCAAAUCACAAAGCCCAUUAAAAAAGAGGAAUUACCUAAGAUCCGGAUUCAUUUUUAUAAUUUAUAGACCAGGUGGAGGAAACAGUAUCAUGCCUUUUGGAACAGAACAGUUCAGAUUUAAAGGAAAAAUAGCUGUCCAGUGAUGACAGUCUAGGAAGAAAAUAAAUGUUGGGGCCACUGGCACACACUCUGCUAAAACUAAACUGUAUCAGAUCACUCAUGCUAGGUUUGGGGGUUUUUGUUUUUCUUUUGUUUUAAGUUUGCAUUUAAAAUACAAAUGUAUGAGCUUUUAGGAUAUAGCAUAGUAAGAGAAAGUAAAUGUUAACUUUUCAGAUGCCAUUAUUAAAAUGUAAUUUCACUGUUUAUGUUAACAGAUGCUUUAUGCUAAACUCAAAUGUUUUUGCUUUAAAUGAAAAGCAUGUUUGUUGAAUUAUGUCUCCAGUUUGUGUAUAUUCCAAACAACAGAUUGGUUGCAGUUUUUCAAUUCUGAUGACAGCUCUAUGUAAAUUCAAAUGUCCUGUAAUAUCUGCUGUUUACAUUUUAGAUUUGGGGUUUUGAUUAAGUUAGUCAAUCCUACUGCCACUGCUGAAGGACCAAGUUGAGGAAUGCACAGUGUUACAAAAUACAAAGCAGAGUAAAUGAAUUUGAUUCCCACACCUAUGCCAUCCUUUUGUGUCAUCUUAUGACUGUUUUUAUGUUUUUUCCCCUAGUUAUUUAUUAUUGUUAAUAACUUACUUUUUCUUACAUUCUGUUGUAAAUAAACUACUAAGCAAUCUUC